Puntigrus tetrazona (Sumatra barb) is the source of this 9027-nucleotide messenger RNA. RefSeq names its product Rho GTPase activating protein 23a (gene arhgap23a). Gene Ontology annotation, molecular function: protein binding. The transcript has 23 exons. The record is from RefSeq and is a predicted model, not a curated record. Gene Ontology annotation, biological process: signal transduction. Lineage: Eukaryota; Metazoa; Chordata; Actinopteri; Cypriniformes; Cyprinidae. Bases 619 to 6138 code for a protein of 1839 amino acids.
AAAGAGAAAGAAAGACUGAAUGAGCUGAAUGGUUUAGAAAGUGAAGGAAUAGUUGAGAAAAAGACUGAAGCAAAGAAGGAGGAGGAAAACUGAUGCAUAGAAACUUGGAUUUAAUUAAUUUUUCCAUCCUUCAGCCGGCUUCCCUGGAUCUACAUCUUGCCAGCACUGCCACGUGCUCGCCCCACACACACACACACACACACACAUUUCUGGGUCUGCCAGACAGGGGUAUGUGGCCACAUCCUGGAUCACGCUCAUCUCUGGAUAUGCCUCUGUGGUCGUAACACUCGUCUGUGUGCGUGUGCGUGAGCAUGGGAGGUGUGGAGUUCACCGGUGUGAUCAGUUUAACUCCGGAGUCCUUUAAGAAGUUUCACCAACAUGGAUUAACGAAAUAUGAGGAGAUUUGGGCAUGUUCAACAGAAACCACAUCUGGAAUUUUCCUCUCUUUGGGAGAGAACGGACACAUCUUUAAAGCUGACUUGUAGUUCUUAACCUUUCCCUCUUUCUGGUUAUCAGAUUCUUCUUUUUUUUGCCACAUCAGAAGGUCUCAAUGGUUCAUUUGUGAGUGCUUUCGUCCUUUUGUGAGCCCUUGCAUACUCCCGUGCGCGUUGAUGUGUGAUGUGGUCAGCGGGUCAGGUGCCGUUGGCGAUGCCUGCUGUGUGCCCGCGUGUAGGGGGUAAGGAGUGGUGUUUUCAGGAUGCGGUAGGGGUGGACUGCAGCUCUCCAGAACCUCGCUGUAUCUGGGUGGCGGUUUUACACGGGGAUACACCACAAAUAAACCUUUCCAACCUCCAAAAUGACACUAUUGAAAGCACAAAUGGCAUCAAUGCCAGCAGAGCACUGCCGAGACCCUCACAGACCUGCAGGGCAAAGGGGCGGAGAGAUGGGAUCUCUUCAUCCAGUGAGAAUCCUCGGCCGGUGGUCAGGAGUGGGGCAGAUGGGCUGGGUGUGUCCUGGCAGGGUCCACGCACACUGGUGCUCCAUAAGAACUCUCAGGGCUUUGGCUUCACACUACGUCACUUCAUCGUUUACCCGCCAGAGUCCGCCCUGCACACCAGUCUCAAGGAUGAAGAGAAUGGGAAUGGAAAGGGGCUGCAUCGGGGCCGUCUGGAGCCCAUGGACACCAUCUUCGUUAAGAAUGUGAGGGAGAAAGGCCCCGCCCACCAGGCCGGCUUGUGUACAGGAGAUAGGCUGGUUAAAGUGAAUGGAGAGAGUGUGCUGGGCAAGACAUACUCGCAGGUCAUUGCACUGAUUCAGAACAGUGAGAGUGUACUGGAGCUCUCCAUCAUGCCAAAGGAUGAGGACGUGCUGCAACUGGCAUAUUCCCAUGAUGCCUACCUAAGAGGGAACAAUCCAUAUACAGGAAAGGCCCAGAAUCUUCCUCCACCACCACCUGUCCUCUACCCUCCACGUUCAAAAACCCAGCCUCCUGAGGGGUACCCCUCCAGCCCUGCUCCAGCUUCUUCCCACAUGGGGCAAAACCAGCUGGACAACUGGAGCCGCUGGCCCGGCUCCUCGUCUGGUCCCUCGCCACCCCUUGACAACCGGACAGUAGCUUCCAAUGCUGUCUGGGCAGCCGAGGGCAGGAGCUGUGAGCCAGGAGGUGUUGGACACAGUAGCCCUGCACACCGAACCGAGGAGAUCCAGUAUGGAAUGACUGACAAGGGACAGCAGGCAACUGGACAAAUGAGAGGACGCUCAUAUUCCUCAUCCUCCUCCUCAGGAGGGAUGUUGAGUCCCAUGCAUCAAGCUCAUCUCGCCAACCACAACAUAGGGCACAUUGGAGGCCGCAAGGAAAGCCCACCUUGGGCCAGCCCUUCUCAGUCAACAUCAACACCCCCAUCUAGUCGCAACGAACGGACCCAACAAGCCCUUUCCAACUGGUACUACAGCCAGGUACCAGGCCGGGAGCGGGAACGGGAACGGGAGAGAUCAAAUUCUCGCUCCAUGCACCCACGCCACAGGAGUUUCUCACAGGACCGUCUAGGUGAGCUUGGAAGGGCCAGGCGUUCACAGCAAACAGGUUUUCCCCACAGUGCAUCACAAGACACAUUGCUGCUCCUUCAGCAAAGCUCGGCAGCAUACGCUGAUCCAUACUGGAACCAUGGAGACUGGCGAGGUGAGCAGGCAUAUGGACAGCAUCCAUCUGCAGUGGCCUAUGGGCGCAAGUCCUCUGAAAACCUUCUCGCAAGCCGGUACGGACAUUCGGGACGUUCACUAGAAACUCUCGACAGAGCCGUGGGGAUACUCUCACCACAACUCGAAAGAUCCACUUGGGUCCAGCAGCCUCCAAAUCGGACUGAAAGCUAUCUGAGACGUGGAGGACAUUGUGAGUCACACCACCAAAUCCAGCAGCACCACCACCACCACCACCACCAACACACACCUCAGCAUCCAAACCUCACGCACGCUGUGCACCAACACUCGUCUCAGACUUCGCAACCACAGCAGGCAGCUCCACAGGCAAGACGUUUGCCUUCUUGCCAGAGUCUAGACGAGGAACCAAUUGGCUAUCGUAGCUACAGUCCCUCUUUCAACCGGAAGACCGGCCGCAUCUUGCAGCAAGCCCAGUCUUUUAGAGACCCCUCUUACGCAGGUCCACACCUCUGGACCCCUACGCCCAAAACCAGUCCUCCAGAGGGCCACCCAUCCUCAACCUCUUCUUCCCCAGCUCCGCCAACCACCUCCUCUGCAACUCCCCUUGAAGGACAAGACAGAACCUACCGACCGACUAAUCACGACAGAGGGGCAGGGGAAGCAACAGGUGAAGCCCAGACACAGGAAGUGGUUCUGAGGCAGAAACCACCCACUGGCCGAAGGGGUGCGAAUGCCCUGCGACAUCCACAUUAUGGCAUAGCGCUUGACUCCAGUGACCCUCUGCUCUUUACCUCUGAUCCUACGGAGCCCCCUGCCAAAGCGGAGAGUGCUAUUUCCCAUCGGCGUACAAACGGUAACCUGCCACCCCUAUCCAUAGAGGAUGAUUCCCUCGCGUCAAUUCCCUUCAUAGAUGAGCCGACCAGUCCAAGUGCAGAUCUGCGGGCACGUCAUGUCCCCGCCUCCUCCGUCGUGUCCAGUGGCGGUAUAAACUCCGCCCCUGCUGUGGCCACAAGCCCCGCCUCCCCAACCUUCACCUUUCCCCUCAACCGUCUUUUCUCCCAAGACUGCACAGGUGAUCCCAAGUCUAAUCGUCGCUCUUCUUACCUGCUGGCCAUCACCACUGAGCGCUCCAAGUCAUGUGAUGAGGGGCUUAAUGCAUAUAGAGAAGAGGGGCGGGUCUUCUCGAGGAUUCCAAAAAGAGUUAAGAGCUUCUUUACUGAAGGGUCUCUGGACAGUCUGGGUGCUGCAGAAGAGGCUCGCUCUAAACGACACUCUACCUCGGAGCUGGGCAGCAUCAGCUACAGUGACGUGAAGAGAGAAGGUUGGCUCCACUUUAAACAGAUCCACACGGAGAAGGGCAAGAAGGUGGGUAGUGCCAUCUGGCCUUGGAGGCGGGUGUUCUCCAUGCUUCGGUCCCAUUCUCUGUUCCUCUACAAAGACAAGCGAGAGGCAGUGUUGAAGGCGGCGCUAGGAAACGGGGCUGAAGACGAGCAGCCAAUCAGCAUCCGGGGCUGCCUUGUGGACAUUGCGUACAGCGAAACGAAGCGGAAACACGCUCUGAGGUUGACCACACAGGACUUCUGUGAAUACCUGCUACAGGCGGAGGACAGAGAGGACAUGCUGGAGUGGAUCAGGGUCAUCAGAGAAAAUAGCAAGACCGACAACGAGGAAUUGGGAUUCUCACGGCAAGCUCUCAUCAAUAAAAAACUUAAUGACUACAGGAAGCAAAGUCCAACGGGUAGUAAACCAGACUCCUCACCCAGAGUGCCUCGAAUGACAUUUCUGCUCAGUAAGCAAGACAACAGCGCACCUCCACGCUCCCCAAAACACGAGGCCAAAGACGAAAGCAGCCCCCCUAAAUCUCCAUGGGGCAUAAAUAUAAUGAAGAAGGCUAAAAAAGCAAGUCCUAAAGCGUUUGGUGUGCGUCUAGAGGACUGCCAGCCUGCUACAAACAACAAGUUCAUUCCCCAGAUUGUGGAGAUCUGCUGCGGGUUGGUGGAGGACAUGGGUCUGGAGUAUACAGGGAUCUACAGAGUGCCAGGAAACAAUGCGGUAGUGUCCAGUCUGCAGGAGCAGCUCAACAAAGGAGGAGACAUCAACAUCGCUGAGGAGAAAUGGCAAGACCUGAAUGUGGUCAGUAGCCUGCUAAAGUCUUUCUUCCGUAAACUCCCAGAACCCCUCUUCACAGAUGACAAAUACAAUGACUUUAUUGAGGCCAAUCGGAUGGAGAAUGCCAGCGAUAGGCUGAAGACAAUGAAGAAACUGAUACGUGAUUUGCCAGAUCAUUACUUCCACACUCUAAAAUUUCUAAUUGGACACCUAAAAACUGUGGCAGACAGCUCUGAAAAGAACAAAAUGGAGCCGCGUAAUUUGGCGCUGGUGUUUGGCCCCACUCUUGUCCGGACCUCAGAGGAUAACAUGACAGACAUGGUCACCCACAUGCCUGACCGAUACAAGAUAGUGGAGACACUCAUUCAGCAUCAUGCCUGGUUUUUCAGUGAAGAACACGAAAAAGAUGAAAAGACACCAGUGGACACAGAAGAUGUUCAGCCUGCCCCAAACAUAGAUCACCUCCUCUCUAAUAUUGGCCGGACGGGCCUGCUUGGGGAGGCAUCAGACUCAACCAACAGUGAUUCAGCAAAAUCUAAGGGGUCGUGGGGAGCCAAACGUGACUUUACUGCCAAGGAUAUCCUGACGUUAUCGAUUAUGUCGGCUGUGACACGCAAACGGCGGAAGCGGCCUAAUGGCCGUCUCCUCGGAAGCAGCACAGACGAUGACUCCGAGCAUGAACCCGUUAAAUCCUGCAUCUCCGAAAAAGACGACCUGCAAGAGAUGGGGAAGGUCGCAUCCUUCUGCGCCCCCAGAGCAGAGGGAGAAGAAGAUGAUGAAGAAGAAGAAGAGGAGGAGGAAGACGAGGAAGAGGAGGAGGAGUGUGAGAGACAGAAGGCACGGGAGCAGAAGGAAGAAGUAGUUCCCAGCAUUUCCUCCACAGAGGAAGCGGCCCCGGCGGUGCUGCUGAGCGAGGAGGAAGAGCAAAGGUCUGAAGUGAAAGGUCGCAGCUGGCGAGGAGAUGAUGCACGGUCUAUUGUGUCAGGCUACUCGACUCUCUCCACUCUGGGGCGGAGCUUAGCAUCAGAGGGGCGGGGUGAAGAUGCAGACGACGAGCAUAGCGAACUGGUGAGUGAAACCGAUAACGAAAGCGGAUUCGCUUCACGCUCCCUCACCCAGGAGAGGCCGGAGAAACCAAGCCGGAACUCGCACGCCUCACCCGAACCGACCGCCCCGCGCAGUUUCCUCUACGCGCACUGCAAAUCGCAGCCAGCCUCAGGCUCCACCCUCGCUCCGCCUCCUCCUUCCCUCACAACCAGUCCCGAAGACAGCGCAGCCCGUUCAUCUACUCCCUCCACCUCCUCUUACUCAUCUACCGCCUCCCAGCGCCACCACAACCGCCACUCUUUUAACUCCCAUCGCCUCAUUCAGUGCGACACCCUUGCGCGGCGCCGGCUCAAAGCUGACAAAGCCAAAGCGCCCUCUGUGGACCUUUCCGAACUGUCCAGCUCCUCCACUACAGAGGGAGAACGGCUGUCGGGUGCGAAUCAAAUCCCUGAUUCCUCUUCGCCCCCUUCCCCCAAAACCAGAUCCUCUUCUAAAGGGGUUAACGUGCGCAAAGAGUACACGCCAACAUCCGCAGCCGGUCUAGGAAAUAAAAGCUGCUCGUUGUCCACCGGGCAGGGUUCCCUGGCGGAUCAGGUCCGGGCUCGUCUAAUGGGCUCAGCGGAUGAUCUCCGCAGUGUGGGCCUGAGGAAGCAGCUCUCCCCGGAGACGCGUCGAAAGAGACGGGCUUGGAGGAGGCACACCGUGGUGGUCUCCCCUACGGACUGUUCAGACAAAAAAGCUCCGGCGCCGCCCCCCAAACCGCUAGCUUCACCUUCCCCUAUUGAAAAGCAGGACGUUGGAGAGUCCCACCUAGUGUGCUCAGAGACUGAAGCCCCUACUGCACGUCGGGCCCCGCCUACCUCGCGCUUUCGUGAUUUCUUGUAGCAGUGAUGGUGUGUACAGGCUAGUGAACCAAGAGAGCUGGAUUUGGGUUGUGUCCUCAGUCCGUUUACGCUGCUCACACUGACAGUGAUUACAUGGUUGCCAGGUACCGUUGACCGUUGGGCGUUCAUACUCACUAUAGUCGAAGACUACAGAAUAACCAAGACGUGUAGCUUGUGUAGUUCUGAAUGGGGAAAAAUGGAAUGCGCAAUAUGGAACAAAUCGAUCGAAGCCCCACCUUCUGAGUAAAAGAGCCAAUCGCGAGUCGGUAAAGUGAGCGUGUCAUUGCAGCUGCCGUUAGAAGUCCCGGUUGCUAUAGAAACUGUGCGCACACUGGCUGGUCUAGCUUGAUAAAUAAGCUUUUUAAACCACAUAUACGAUACUGUCGGAUUGCUGUCGGUUUUAACUGGCGAAUUCAAAUAUAAAAUUCAAUCGUAAGCUUGGCCAACAGUUUUGGAGAAUUUGAUGUUUCCCCUUUUAAAGAUAUAGGAGCUGCGGCUGCAUGCCUGAGAGGCGUUUUUAAAGACGGCCUCCGAGCAAUAUGACUUUGCUGGAGUGUCUGGUAGCACCAUUGUGCACCAUUCAGAAUUGUAUUGAGAAUGAUUUUAAAUUCUAGUUCACUUUUGGAAUUUGAACAGAAUUUAAAAUAAGGCAGCAAAUUUUAAAAUUGAGUAAGUGGAAUUAAGAUGAGCUGAAAAAAAAAUGAAAAAAGGGCAUUUUCAUACCUGUAGACUGUUUGCUUUGUUCAGGAGCAGGGAUUUGAAUUGUUACAGUUGCCCCUUUCGCACAGACUUUACUGGUAAAUUACAGGGAGAUUACUUUUAAAAACCGCGUCAUUUCAAAAACGACAGCUUCUCAUACCGGUAAAUUGAUGGAAGAAUUUACCGGUAUGAGAAGUUGUAACGUUACCAGUAAACAGCCACAAUGAUGCUGUGUGUGAACGCAGAGUAAAGAUUACGGGUAUGAGCGUGUUUGAGUUCAGAACACGGUGGUGUGAGACGUCUAGUCUAAUGAACAAAUUAAGAGGUCACUUGGUCAAUGUCUCAGAGUUUACUGGUAACUUAACAUGAAAUGUGCUUCACUUUCAGAUGGAACAUCACUGUCUGUGUAAACAGCACAUUUUUGUAUUUACCGGUAAAGUCGUUCAGCUAAUUUUACUGAAAUAGACUUGUAUUACUGUGUGAAAGGGGUUAAUGUUGACUCUCUCAUUGAUUCGGUUUGCCGUCACAUGUGCAUAAAACUAUCCCUUCACUGGUCAGAGUCAACUUGUUCCUGUUCAAUUGAAUUGUUACACACACUCAUAUGUAUAAAUGUAUACGUAUAUCAAUGCUUCACUGGGACAGCAUUGUUGCAAUACACCUGUUUCAGAGAAGAGCAAUAACAAUUUAAAAUGAAGAGAUAUUUGUCACCUACUGAAUUAACACGUUUCACUUUACGAAUUGUGUUAGAGCUUGGGUUGUUGGAAUAUAAGGCCAGAUUUCAUUCUCAGACUGAUUGUUUCGGCAAUAGUGUCAGCUUCUGAAACAAAUGAUCCAAGCAGGUCAGGUGUGAAAAUGCCCUCAAUGACGUUUGUAAAGAGAAAUGAAAGCGUUAUCAAGACGCGAAAAUCUGCCUCACUUGAUGCCACCUUUUAAACCGAGUACUUUUCUUUUUUUCAUUUUACUGACAAAGGUGGAAACGCCUAAUUUCCCAAAACAUUACCUGUUGAAAUUUUCUUGAAUCGUACGUUCUACGUAAGCCUGAUUUCCGUUAGUGCGUGGCCAAAUUUGAAUGCAUUAAAUUUCUUUCAACUGAAAGGAAAAUUUCACCUAGCCCUGGUCCGUAUCCCUUUUAUUGCUUCAUCACAUUGCUGUUCAUUUGCAUAAACACGAUCUCUCUCCUUUAUGCAGCUGAGCGACCAAUGUUGUUUCUGCUUAUGUUGCCUCGAAUCAUUUUCAGUGAAAAUGACUCCAAUCACUCUGUCGCUGCGAAUCGCUGUCGGUGUGAUCAGCCCUUUAGGUUGGCGUGUGAAUACAAAAUAGAGAACCGUUUAAAGCCUUCGGUUAAAUCGCAUUUACAUUUACUUCUACUCAGAUCUCUUCACCUGCAGGGCAAAGGGGCUUUUCGGUGUUGCCAAAGUUACUGCCAAGACCCUCACGACUCACAUGCCACGGAGUGCUUUUUUUGUUUUCAUGUCCCAGAUGAACCAAUUCUUCAAAUGUGCCGGUGCAGUAUUGGUUAAACAGUGUUAUCAAACAGGAACAGUGUUGAUAGUGACAGUUUUACUAGAUUUAACAUAGGCCAUCGAGCUUAGAGCAGGUGCGUAAUUCUACCAGUAACUCACUACAUUAAGAUCCAAAAGAGGCAGUGUGGUGUGUUCACCUUCCCACGUUCAUCUACUUUGAGUAACGGCUCGUUGGUGAAAUCACUUCAUAUGAGUGUGUAUGUGUGUCUGAUAUUGCUUGUGUAUACAUUAUGUGGUCGAGUAUGUGUGUCAAACUAUUUUGUAACAUUUGUACAAAGCCUUGCUUAAGUUAACCUUGUAAAUAAACAUAUAUUAUCUUUUUUUUUUUUUUUAUUUUAGUUUAUAUAUGGUUUACAAAGUGCACUUAGGUGCACGGUCAUUUCUUUCAAGAUGUUACUUGAAAUGUUUUUCCUUAAUAUUUUUUGUUUGUUUGUUUUAUACACAGUAUAUAUUAUACAUAUAUUUUGUAUGAAUAUAAUAAGUACUUUUAUUUGGAAAUCUUGGGGUGUACCUGUUUUAACUCCACUAGACUGUUUUCCCUGUUAAUGGCCUUUCUCUGUGACUUACAAAUACUAUGCAGAAUCUAUUCACCUCAAUGCAAAGAACAGAGAUCUAACCUGCAAAGAGUGUCUGUCACAAGCUAUAAUAAAUUCUUAUUGCAGAGCAUA